AUGUGUGUACUGGACUUGCUGGAACACCCCAGCUCUGGUCGUCUUUCUGAAAUGAAAGAGGAGCAGUUUGACCGAGACAAGUUAAAGAGUGAAGCUUUCCAGAGGUCUUACCAAUACCUCAGCAGAUAUGAGAGGAAGGAAGACCUGGACAAUUUCCUUUUUGUCCCUGAGAAGACUGAAGGGACAGAGAAAGAGUGCUUGAAGCUCUUACUGGAGUUCUGUGGAAGAUACAACCCUUCCUGGACUGAGCUUAGCAACUUCACUCAUUUCCUAAACUUCCAGCUAAGCAAGUGUGAGGAAUCGGUUUUCUGUAGCCCAGCAGCUGGAAAGGAUUUCCAGGGGUUUAAAACAUUUGUGGUAAAAUUCAUGAUAACCAUGUCCAAGGACUUUGCUGUGCCUUCUCUUGACAUCUCUGAUGAAAGCGUGCGAAGUGCAGAAAAUGAUGCUGAGGAAAACAGCAUUAUGAGACAGUACCAGCUAAGACGAAAAUGGGAACAAGAGUCUCACCCCUAUAUAGUCUUCCAUCCAGAAAAUGACUCUAUGGAGUUCUUGGGUUUCCACAUCAACAGUAAUUUGGAUGCUAUUGAUGCCUAUUCUCAAGCUGUCUUGGAAAGGAAUGUUAUCAAAGAAAAACUAUACCGCACUUUGAAAGACCAGAAUGUUCCUUUCAAUAAGAAGUUUGAAGACUUGCCCAGAACAAUGCAGCUGGAGGUCCUCUGCAGAGUAUUUGGUGUGAGCUGCAUCCAAGAUCCAGAUGAAUCAUAUCAGCUGACACUAGACAACACCAUGAAGAUGCUUGCCAUUCACCUGCGGUUCCAGUGUGGGAUCCCUGUAAUCAUCAUGGGCGAAACAGGUUGUGGGAAGACAAAGCUUGUGCAGUUCAUGUGCAGUCUACAAAGAGCAGGCAGGGACAUUCAGAACAUGGUGGUGGUACGUGUCCAUGGUGGCACUACCUCCAAGACCAUCCACAAGAAAGUUAGGCACGCAGUUGAGCUGGCACGCAUCAAUGAAGAAAAGCACAAAGUGGACACCAUACUCUUUUUUGAUGAAGCAAACACAUCAGAAGCUAUCUUUGCAAUCAAAGAGGUGCUGUGUGAUCACAGUGUAAAUGGAGAGAAGAUUCUCACUAAGAGUUUAAAAGUAGUAACUGCUUGCAACCCUUACAAAAGUCACACCAAAGAAACUGUAGAGAAACUUGAAAAAGCUGGCUUGGGGUACCUAGUCCGAAGUGAAGACACACUGGAGAAAUUGGGCUACACUCCUUUGCGGCAGCUGGUGUAUCGGGUCAAGCCCCUUCCACCUAGCUUAUUGCCUCUUGUCUGGGAUUUUGGAGAGCUGAAUGAAAAGACACAGAACCUGUACAUCAGAGAGAUUGUAAAGUCUGCCAUGAAGAACAAGAUUGCCAUGGGAAAUUUGGACAUCUUUACCAGUGUCAUUUCAGCCUCUCAGAAGUUUCUCAGAAAGAAGAAAGAUGAAUGCAGAGUUGCCAGUCUUCGGGAUAUAGAGCGCUGCAUGAGCAUUGCGCUCUGGUUUUAUAAAUUAAGAGACCUGCUAUUUCCUCAGAUUGAUAAUAAGAAACACAAAAAGAAACAGGAUCCAAUGUUAAAUGAUGCACAAAGGGCCUUGAUCCUUUCAGUGGGAGCUUGCUAUUAUGUAUCUCUGGAGAGCCGCAAAGAUUACCUAGAGGAGAUCGCAAAAUGCUUUUCUGUCCCUGCAUCCCUGCUGCACCAAGAGAUUGAGCUUUGUCAAGAGGUAUUUCUUGAUAACCUCUCUGUUAAUGAGGCAAUAGCCCGCAAUGAUGCUCUGAGGGAAAACAUCUUCAUGAUAGUUGUAUGCAUGGACCUACGAGUUCCACUCUUUCUGGUUGGGAAGCCGGGAAGCUCAAAAUCCUUGUCUAAAACCAUUGCUGUGAAUGCCAUGGAGGGCAGGAGGUCCAAAAGCCAGUUGUUCAAAAGAUGCAAGGAGAUUCAGCUGGUGUCUUUUCAGUGCAGUCCCCAUUCAAAGCCAGAAGGGAUCAUCUCUGUUUUCCGACAAUGUGCACAGUUCCAGAAGGGGAAGAAUCUGGAUGAGUUUGCUUCUGUGGUCCUCCUGGAUGAGAUUGGUCUUGCAGAAGACUCACCAGAGAUGCCACUGAAGACACUGCACCCUCUUCUUGAAGAUGGAUGUAUUGAUGAUGAAAACCCAGAAUCUUACCAAAAAGUUGGCUUUGUAGGCAUUUCAAACUGGGCCCUAGACCCUGCCAAAAUGAACAGAGGGCUUCUUGUAUUUCGGACUGACCCUAGCAAAGCAGAGCUAGUGAAAACUGCAAAGGGCAUCUGUGCUUCACAGCCUCACCUUGAAAGCAUUGAGUAUUUGUUCCCUUUGCUGGCAGAACUCUACUGCAAGGUGCUAAAAACACAAAAAAAUGAGUUCUUUGGGCUCCGUGAUUUCUACAGCUUGAUCAAAAUGAUACUGUCCUAUACCCAGGACAAGAAAUACAUCUCUCAAGAGGAGAUCAUUAUAAAGGCCACUCAGAGAAACUUUGGAAGAUGCAGUGACAUCAAUCCUGUCGAGCUCUUCCGUGCAUCAGAUCAAGAUUAUUCCCAGGUAUGCCGGUCUGUCAGCAGGGUGAAGAUCUGCAUGGAGACAGGCAGGCCUGUUGUUCUUUUAAAUAUACACAACCUUUACGAGAGCCUUUAUGAUGCACUUAACCAGUGCUUUGUUAGCCUGGGGGGAAAUUACUAUGUGGACCUGGGUCUUGGCACUCACAAAGUGAAGAGCCGUGUGAAGGACGAGUUCAGACUCAUUGUGAUAGAGGAGGAGAACAUAGUCUAUCUGAACUGGCAGCAGCAACAGCUGAAGCAGGACCUGCAGACCUGGGCCAGUCUGUUUGUCUCUGUUGACAGCAGCAGGUUCUCCAACAUUUCGUCCACCAAGCUCAGUCCCAAGGAACAGGAUGUAUUCAUUGGUUUCAGCAAUGACACAUCUGCAGCUGUUGCUUUGGAGAGCACUCGGAGCAAGUCCUGGGGAGACCUUGAGCCCUAUGAAGAGUCAGUGCUCUCUGUUGCCAAAGGGAAACUUGUUCAGUGUGCAACCCCUGACUCCAUCCUGCGCCUUAAAUACUCCCUUUUGGAAGGUGCUGAGCAGAUCCAAGACUUGUACUUCCACAAGCAGAAGCACAACAGCCUUGUCAGUGUUUUGGAAGAGACAGUCAACCGGCGGCCAAGGAAGGAGAAGACCACUGGGCUCUGUCUGCAGGUCCAUGUACUUCACUCCAGGAUGCACUCUGCUUCUCCUCUUGACCUGGGUAUGGUAGAUCUGCUAACAGACAGGCUGUGGGUGCCAGCUUCUAACUCUGAAGACUCUGGAGGUUCAUGGGUUUCUACACAUGCAAGACUUCUAAAUGAGAGAGACUUAGAAGAGAUAAAGAAGACACUUAACCUUCAAAAUAAAAUCCACUGCCUCUUCCUAAGCCAGUUUGAUACCGAAUACACUUUCCGCCAGGAACUCAGGUACUGUAUCAUAGAUGAGAGAAGAAAAUCAACAGGCACAAGCCCAUCACAUGUUGUGCUGGCCACUCAAGUCCCACGAGUUCUGGGAGGCUGCAGCUACCUGGCAUUUGACAGUGAACAAAGUCCAGCUGGACACCAGUCACUAGUGGUGUUACCUCAAGGAUUGAUACUGGGGCCAGUGCCGUUUAACAUCUUCAUUGAUGACCUGGAUGAUGGGACAGAGUGUACCUUCAGUGAAUGGAUGUCAAUCCACCUGGAUGAUCUGAUGCCUCCAGACAACUUUACAGCCAAUCUAGGCCAGCUCGCCAAAAUGACUAUUGCUGACAUUUUCAUGACCGCUUUCCAGGGACGUCUCCCGACAGGUUCUCCAGAAGAGUCUUCUGCUCCUGAAGAUCCAGCCAAAUCCAGUCUUUUUCCAGAAGGAAAUCUCCUCAGCAUCGACUCUAUCAUCAAACAGAGCAUCCAGAAAGCUGUGAUCCAGCUGGAAGACAAGACAGAUAACAGUCGGCGUGCCACUGAGAGAAUCAUGAUCAUUCAUAACUUGCUUUUCCAGGGUCACAGUAGAACCACAUUUUCUAGUCAUUUUAUGAAUGUGCUGAAAGUGCGAAUUUGCCACCUCCUACAAGAACGUGAGAAAAUAAGCUUUGAGCCAAGGGAGUGGAUUUUCCGCAGAGCUGUCUCCAGUGAGUUCAUCCUUGAAGAUACUUCAUUCAGGCGUGCGCUCUGGAUGCAUUUAGAAGACAUUGUGGCCAAUCUGUUUGCUCAAAUUCUCGCAGUGGUGGAUGCAAACAACAACCUGGAUCAUCUCUCUCCACUGUCUCCAUUUUCAGAACUGUGGCUUCAGAUGUUCCAAGAAGAAUCAUUCUUGAGAAUUAAAUAUACCAGCAAGAAACAAGAUUCUAAGAUUUCCGUGUUGUCAAUGACUGAAGACCCGAACACAUCUGUUUUUUGCCAGUUCCCAUUCAGCUGGGUUUUGAAGGCCUACCUGGAGCAACUGUGGGAGAGAGUCUAUAAUAUGAAAGGUCAUCCAAAAGUGCCAAUGAAGGAACCAGCCAAAUUGUUCCAAGCACUAAUCAAGAAUGUGUUGCCGCCAGAUGGCAGUAAUCCAGAGAUGAUGCAGUGUUACACGAAUGACUUUCUAAGGAUGACUUUUCCUGGGCAAGAUAUUUCUGUCUAUGAGAUUCUGUCAAAAGCUCUUCUAGUCAAUGCGAAACAGCUCUGCUUCUCUGUGGGGCAGGAGGAGAUGAGCUUUUCCCCCAUUUGGCUUCAUAUGGAAUAUUUCUACCUACGAGAGGAAUAUCAACUCUUUGUAGACUUGGUAAAAAGUGAUGAGACUGUAACAAGCGAGCUGCAAAAGAUGUAUGAGAAGGACCCGCCAGAAAUGUUUGUCACUCUUGACACCUUGAACAUUCUCCUGAAGAAAGUGCAGCCCACAGACAAUCUUCUGUCGUUUGAGGGCUGUAAAGAAUGGCUUAGAAGGGUCAAGUCCAUUAAGCCCUGGAUGCAGUGGAUCAGUACGGACAACUACCAGAUUCAUCUUUACCAGAAGAAAAGGGAACUCCUGAGGCGUGUGUUACAUCAAUGGACCUGCACCAACAUUGUCUACAUGUUCUUUGACCACCUGCUGCACAAUGAGACACAGAUAGAUGAGAAGCUUCUGAGACUUCUUGUGAAGCAGUUCAUCUUCACCUGGAAUCGUCUGACUGAAACGCAAAAUUUUGAGCCAGCAGAAAGUUUUGAGUUGGUGACAAAAGUGCUCAAGAAAUGCAACCAAAAUGCUGACACUGUGUACCUUGUGAAAGGUGUGAAGGACUGCAAGAGCUGUCUACUGGAGAUCACCGACCCAGCAGAGCUGCCCUGUGGUCACAUUUUCUGCUCGCAGUGCAUCUGUGAGUGGAGAAGCAAGCAGUGUAAGAUCUGCAAGAAUAACUUCCCAGAGGAUUAUACACCCACAGCUACAGCAGCCACAAGGGAAGCUGUUGCAUGUCACAACAAAUUCAGGAGGAAAUGUAACUCCUUCUUUGUGGAGUUUGUCACCACUUCCGUCUUGGGAGACAGAGACCCACCAUCCCCAAAAGUCAUCACUCAGCUAAUCCAGUUUGUGGCCCGCAAGCCACCCAGCCCUGAGCACCAGACAGUAAAAAGGGUGUGCAAGUCAAAAAGUGAGCUGUCACCUUUUGAAGAGUGCAUGGACACCAGUCCAACAAUCAAGUCCUCCCUCUUGAAACUGCUCCUGCGACAUGGGUUCAACAACAUAAAGGUUCACCUGGAAGAAUACCUUUCUGAGAUGGAGGAAAAGAUAACCUUCAACAAAAGGAACUGGAACCAUUUCAACUUCAUGGUUGUGCAUUGUCUGGAGGAUUUUCUGUAUCCUUCUUCACAAGAAGAUAUCAGCCAGCUUGCUGAAAGCUGCCUCUCUACUGCAGACCUUUCUGCUUUGUGCUCACAGAAGGCCUCAAAAAUUGACACCCUCCAGUUCAUAGCCCGUCUCCGUUUCUCCAUCAGCCACGUGGCCACUGUGCUUGGCAGACGGGUGCUCUGUGCUGCAGAUCCGAACAUACCAUCUCCUGGUGGGAACAAGCAAGAAGAGCAAGACCUGGUGAAUGCAAUGAAGAAACUGGUUGCAAAUGCACAGACACCAUGGCCUCAAAUAUUCCUCAUUAGAAAUCUCUAUCACAGCUAUGGGUUCGUCCCAAUGCAGAAGAUCCUUCAAGAAGAAAAAUGGAUUUUACCCAGAGGGGUUGAAAUUUCACAGCCUGUCAUAAAACAAAUGGAAAAUAUUCUCCAAACACCAUUGUUCCCAGAAGACCCUCUGGAAAACAAGAUGAAGAAGAUUGUGGAUGCUCUGUUCAGACACAAAAAGAAUAUCUUGAUGGAGGUGGUGUUUCACACUGCAUUUACUCUGGCCCUAUCCCAAAGUCCCCUCACUCAACUUUUCAGUAAUAUCUGCUUUAAGCCUCAUGUGGUGAAGUCCACUGAGAGCAAACUGAGACUGUCUGUCACUAUCUGUAUUGAAAGUGGGGGACACAGCCUGAUGCAGAUGCCCAUCUCUCUCCGCACAGAGGAUAAAACAGGAAAAGGAUACAUCCUUGGGAGCCCUUUUAUACGGAGAACUGAAUUGGAGAGGGACCUGUCACCUGCCUCUGUCUGUCUUGCAAGAACUCUACUGCAUUCGUCCAUGCUGCUGGGGAUCUACACAGAUAAAGAGGCGAUUCUGAGUCUGAUGACAAAGAAGCCAAAGGAUGUGGCAAAAUUCUUCUGGGACCACCUUGAAAAAGAUAUUGAAUGCCUAGCAGAGGCACUUAGCAGAAACACGGAGGAUGCCACUGUAACUGUCCACCUGUUCCUCCAGCACUUAAGCAACAGUACAACAGGACAAAACAUGGCCUUGAAUAUUUUGCUUACGCAAGAAGACCGAAGGCAGUGGGAAAGCUGCUUUAAAAGCCUGACUCAGCCAUUCUUCCAGGCCUUGGAGAAGAACCUUACUUCUGUCAAGCAGCAGAGGAUGAGAGAUCCUCAGGGCUCCAACCUGCUCCUACAAAUAGCUUAUGGCUAUAUGACUCCUUUCAAAGACCAGCCAAACCUUGGACUGAUUGGCCUGUCCUGCAUGUGGAGAUUUGAACAAAAGAUGUCCAUCCAGACCCUGAUAAAUCUUUUUCAGCAAGAACACAGAGAAGAUGAAGGAAACCACUACCCUGUUCUUCUGGAGCUCAUAUCUAAGCUCCAAAAUAUCCAGCAUGUCCAACACCUGCCUGACAUUUUCAGUCUGCAGAAAGCCCUGAUCCACUUCUUCCAGAACAGCCAUGGACGGGAAAUAUGUUCAGUACAACAGUUCCUAGACCAAUAUGAACUGUCAGAUGUCAGAGUCCCCCUGGACCAGUUGCCAAAGGACAUCAAUGCCAACACUGCUGUCCUGACACUCCUCCCAGCUCCACUUUCUGUUGGUUACCUUGUGACAAGGCUCCUCAUACAGCUCCAGAACAGUUGUGUGGACACAGCUACGCAGAUCACCAAGGAAAAGCAAUGGAUCAUCUCUGCUGAAGAAGUGAAACCAUCUUCAGUGCUGAAGAUAACUGAGAAUGAUCUGAUCACUGCGGCACUGGCCAACUCCCAGUAUGUGAUAGAGGAAGACGGUACCGAGACAACACAUUUUGACUUCCAGACACUGCAGCGGCAAGUGAUGCAACGUUUUAUCAGUGGGAAACCUAUCAUCAAAGCUCAGACGGCUCCAUGCUUCGCGCUGAGCAGCAUGAAGACCCUGUACUACACGAAAACAAAAGUGAGAGAACAGCUACAACAGGAAUCACUGAGUGUGAACCAGCUGAAAUGGAUCAUGGAAGAAGCCCAAUCGAUAAAUACUAUUUCCCAAACACUUGCCACCUUGAAUGUGGCUGCCGAGUUCCUGGCUGUGACUGGGGGGGAUCCAGAGCGCCAGUUGUCUGAAUACGUAAAAAAUGAGCUGAAGAUGGAUGCAAAUGCAGAACAGUUCAGAGACAUGCCAGUGGUACCAAACACUCAGCUGAAGCACAUCCUGUCUCUGUGGCAGACGUUGUCAGCAAAGAGAUCUGUGCUGCUGGUGCAGAUGAAUCAGAAUCCCUUCUGCUUGGUUUCCGAGCAGUACCAGAAGGAGUUGAGUGCAGAGGAGGACAAGGCUUUGAAUACUGCACUCUCCACAGUUAACCUGGACUUGUUCCUCAUUGAGCUCCAUGAGAUGAUCAUUGCGCCUCCAGAUGACUUUGAUCCACAGUGGGGGUUAAAGGAAACUUUCAUAUCCUUCCUGGAAGACAGGCGAGAUGAUGCCUCCAUUGCAAACCUGACAGGCACUUUGAGUCCAGACCUACUACUGAGGAAUGUUGUUUCCAUCUGGAAGAAAGCUGUGAGGACCAGCAAACUUCACAGCCUUGCCUACAUCCAGAAGAGACCAACCUAA
Messenger RNA from Opisthocomus hoazin, 8421 nucleotides. Lineage: Eukaryota; Metazoa; Chordata; Aves; Opisthocomiformes; Opisthocomidae. The record is from RefSeq and is a predicted model, not a curated record.